UUGUCUGCAGUGUAUUUUUGUUAUUUCUAGUUUUGUCCUAACAGCGUUUUGCUGUUAGUGUUUUUUGUUAUUGACUCUUACCUUGCUGGAUUUUCCUUAUUUGUACUUUGUAUUUUUGUUUUUGGACUCUUUUUGUAUAUUAAAUUGUUCUUUUGUAUUUUCUGCCUCCCUUGUCUGCAUUUGGGAUCCUAAAAUACUCGCCGUGUUCCACGGCCGCGCAUGACAAGAAUUCUGACUUUAUCUCAUAAUUUUGGUGUUUUUAUCUCAUAAUUAUGACUUACUGUACCGUCGGGAUAUUUUUUUUCAACGGGCUUCCAUGGAUUGAAAAGUGCAAAAAAAAAGCACCUUUUUAAGAAGGUAUUUGCCCUCUGGUGGCUCACGCCUCUAUUUGCAUGGUGUGUGCGUGUGCGCACGUCUGUUAGUGUCUAAAAUCAGCCCCGCUAAGAAGCUUUGUUGAGCUUCUUAAGGUCAAGAAAAAGGAGGAGCAAAUAAAAAGAGAGUGAAAGCGAGUGAUGAGGAGAGGAAGGUGAAAGGCUGGUCAGAUCGUAAAGUCACUCUCACACUUUAAACAGGACGCAAGAUAAAACACAGGUGAGUCCAAACUUUUAAAAAAAAGUCAGUCAUGCCUCCAUGCUACAUGCUAACGUAGCACCCUGUUUAUUUAUCCAAAAACAACCACUUGUUUGUCGCGGUGAUCGUGUUUAAUUGAGCUGAACAGUGAAUUGAAGUUGAUAACCACAUUCAGCUGAGGUGUGUACCAUCUGGUGCUGAUCCUCGCUGGAGACUUUAACCAUCAGGACCAGACCAGGCAGGUUCUCGGAGCAGCCCAAACAGGACUUGGGCCGAGCUAAGAGGCUAAAGCUGACAUUUAGAACUCUGCUGACCCUGUUUGUCUUCAACUACUCAGUGGUGCCCCCUGCGGGUAGGAUGUGGCUCUCAGGCUGUUACAAGUUGAAUGCAAUGUAUAAAGGCAUCUAUGCAGUGGCGCAGCCACCCCUGGUCACUCUCCAGCCACCCUAGUGGCCACCCCCACGUAUUAUGCCCUGCGCGGGUUUGGCCACCAUGUUGGUGAGCAGAAUCCACAAACUAUGCAUUGAAAACAUGUCCUCGGCUCACUGCUCAUCUAUUAGUUGCUCUGACAGACGCUCCCAGAGCAGUGGGGGAGCUACGGGGUGGCCAGGUGCCAUCCAGACAAUUCAGGUAUCAACUGAUUGCCACCCCAUUGUGAGUAAUGAUCUCACCUUGGCCACCCCAAUGAAACAUUUCCUGCUCCGCCACUGCAUCGAUUAUUCGUUAUUGAUCACACGGCUAUUGAUUCAUCACUGAACAACUUUGACUGUCUUUUAGUUGAAGCUGAUUGUGUAACUGGACAACCAUGAUGACACACACUGUGGAGGAUGGGGUGAGCGAGGCGCUGGCCAGCAUGGCGGAAGACGUUAGCAGCGCAGUCAGCAGGAACGUCAGUGGCGCGCACCUUCUUCACGAACUCCUGAGCGCCCCCUGGCUGCACGCCCUGCUGCAGAUUUAUGAGUGCCUGUUGGAGUUCAGGAGACUCUCGCCCCACCCCUUUCUGCCUCAUGCCUCUGGACUCGCACACGAGGUCCAGAGUGUCCUUCAAAUGGUCCAUAUUUCUUCUGCCGAGGCCUCAGAGCUUCAUGGCCUCCUCAGCUGUCCACACGUGAAGGCCCUCCUGUCUUGUCAUGACGCCGUCGCUCGGGCCGACUUUGAGCCUGUCUUACCUGCUCUACCUGACGGCCUGCCUGAGGAUGAGGAGGCCAUGAGGAUUGUUUGUCUGGUGAAGAACAAGCAGCCUCUGGGUGCCACAAUAAGGAAGGACGAGGGGACAGGAGAGAUCUUCAUCGCCAGGGUUAUUCGUGGAGGCCUGGCUGAUCGCAGUGGUCUCCUCCAUCCUGGAGAUCUGCUGCUUGAAGUCAACGGAAAACCUCUGAGUGGUCUACAACCAGAACAAGUCAUCCACAUACUGAUGAAGUCUCAGGGCACAAUCCUGUUCAAAGUGGUUCCAAAUGCGUCUCAACUGAGCAGCGGCACCAAGCCUGUCUUCAUGAGGGCCAUGGUGGACUACUGCCCCCUGCAGGACUCCUCCAUACCCUGCCCGGACGCCGGGGUGGCCUUCAGUAAGGGGGACCUGCUGGAGGUGGUGGACCGGUCAGAUGGGCAGUGGUGGCAGGCCAGGAGGCUGCCGAGCUCCGCCUCAUGCACCGGCCUGAUUCCCUCCGCCGCCAUGUUGAAGGGUGAAGUUGAGUUACCUCACAUGCUUAGGGGUCAUGGCGCCACCUGCUGCCAACCUUUUGAUAGGAUCAGUAAGACUUCUCUUCUGUUUCAGAGGAUGAACUUCAAGACAAGUACACCACAGAUGAGGAAGAAACACAUUUUGGUAGAUGAGGCGGAAUGGGACAUCCCUGAUGGGGUUUACCUGGGAGGUUUCCGGCGUAGCUUUCGUCUUUGGAGGAAGAUGCACUCAAAGAGGAGACGUCAGUCCUGCGCCUCCUGCUCGAUCAAUCGCAUCGCUUUGGCCACGCCCUAUGAGGAAGUGGUCUUGUACCGGCGCCCCCUGCAGGAGAACCAGCGCCUUGUCAUCCUCGUGGGUGCGUCAGGAGUGGGCGUGAACGAACUGAGGCAGAGACUCGUCAAAUUAAACCCUUCCACCUUCCAGGGGCCGCUGCCUCACACCAGUCGUCCAAUCAGAGCAUGGGAGCAGACGGGAAGAGAGUACCACUUUGUCACCAAGGAGCUCUUUGACUACAUGGUGUGCAACCACAGGUUUGUGGAGUACGGCGAGUAUAAGGGUCACAUGUACGGAACCAGCGUUGACGCCAUUGAUGAUGUCAUCAAACGAGGACGUGUGUGCAUCAUUGAUAUUGAACCGCAUAACGUUCCGCCUCUGAGGAGCAAGAAGCUGAAGCCCUACGUGAUCUUUGUCAAGCCUCCCAGCAUGGAGAGGCUGAGACAAACGCGGAGGAACGCUCGGAUCAUCUCCAGCUUCAAGGCCAACAGAGCUUUCACUAAGGAGGACUUUGUGGAGAUGGAGGAGGUGUCCAGACAGAUGGAGGCCAAGUACAAACAUUUAUUUGACCACAUGCUGGUGAACGACGAGCUGAUGGACACGUGUCUGAAGCUGUGCUCCGUCAUCCAGCAGGCCCAGGAGGAACCUCAAUGGAUCCCUGUCAGCUGGACCCAAGCUGAAGACUAGCGCCCCCGUCUGACAGGCAAAAAGAUCAUUUCCAGUCCAACAUUCUAAACCAUUACAUGCUCAACCACUAAAAGCUGAAGAGUAUCUUGCGCCCCCCGCAAGCUGUAAUGUGAGCAAAUGAAUUAAAGAUAAGCGCUAAUGAGCUUUUCUGUCUUCUUCUUCUCUUCACUGCUGCGCUGUCCCUCUUUGCUAAGCCGCCACUUAGCCUUCAUCGGCGCUAACAGGAUUAGCCUUUGCAUCACUGCAGUCAGCCCCGUGUUGCUACCAGAACUUCAACACAACGGAGCAUCAUUCAGAGGGAAAAGCUGAAAGAAGAGUCUGCACACAUGGAACAAAAGUGCAAUGUCAUCCAUUUUAGCCCAUUUGUGACAUUUCUCAGUCCAAGCCGGAAGCUGACCCAAGUGUAAUUCUCCAACUUCCCCGCCAGGUGGAGGAAGGGCUGUAUCCUUCAACAUCCCGACAGCGAGCAAGCAAGAUCAAAACACGUAACAAAAUAACGAAAACAACGCACUCUGGCAUGCAUACAGUUUCACGACAUUAAAACACACAAAGUACACAAAGUUGCACACAUACUGGAGUGGAAAUGUGUCAUUGCAGCAACGUAAGUGCAGGAAGUGUGUGGACAACAUCUUAACCUCACUUUCAUUGCAUCUUUGGUCUUUUCUUGCAUCUCCUGGUUUCUGCUUUUCCUCCACCGCUUGUAUUUCUCUGCAAAUCCUUUGAGUUCAAAAUGAUAUGCAGAAUGUAGAAGUACAGUCGUCCUUCCGCUUUGUGGUUCGAAUUUCACGGCUUCACUCUAUCACGAUUUUUCAAAAUAUGCACUACUGGUCAAAAGUUUUAGAACAGCCCAGUUUUACCAGUUAUUUGCUGAAAUUCAAGUCCAACAAAUGGCUGGGAAUGGUUCAAAGGUACUGCAAGUGGUGAAGUGCCAGAGGUUAAUAAAAAGGGUAAGAUUACCCAAAACUGAAAAAUAAUGUGUAUUUCAGAAUGAUACAAAAAGGCCUGAUUCAGGGACCACAAAAUGGGUCAACAGUUUAAAGCCGUUCUGCAGAAAUGGAGGUUGAUCGAGCCUUGGCAGUUGGCGCAACUCAUCACUUCCUACAGGUGGUCCAAGUUCCGGAGUACUUCCUACGUCCAAUGACGACGCAACUGAACACAAAAUGCAGUUUUUAAAUGAAACUUUUUAUUAUUAAGGGCAAAGAAAAAAUCCAAACCUACAUUACAAAAGAACAUCAUAGCAACAGUAAAAUAUGGUGGUGGUAGUGUGAUGGUCUUCAGGACCUGGAAGACUUGCUGUGAUAAAUGGAAGCAUGAAUUGUGCUGAAGGAGAAUGUUGGUGACCUCAAGCUGAAAGCAACUUGGGUUCUGCAGCAGGACAAUGAUCCAAAACACACCAGCAAGUCCACCUCUGAAUGGAUGAAGACUUUGGAGUGGUCUAGUCCAAGUCCUGACCUGAAUCCUAUUGAGAUGCUGUGGCAUGACCUUCAAAAGGAAAAGCCUCCAAUGUGGCUGAAUGACAACAAUUCUGCUAAAUUCCUCCCCAGCGCUGGAAGAGACUCAUUGCAGGUUGAUUGCAGUUGUUGCAGCUAAGGGGGAGGGGGCUAAUAUUUAUGUUUCAGAUCAAACAAAUUUUAAUAAGUGUGACAAAUGUGAAAAAAAAUCAGGAAGGGGAAAACGCUUGUUCACACCACUGUAUUUUAUUUAUAUAUUGAUUUACUGGAACAGUGCAUAUGAAUAAACAUUUCUGUGCAUAUUCAAGUGUUAGCCAAAAGGCUAUUUUUCACCUGAAGGCCCUAGUCCAUCGGAAAUUUGAUCUGCUCCUUUGUUAAUAGUGUUUAAGUGACAUGGGCCAGCAUCCUGAUUCUGAAGGCCCUGGGCAGAGUGCAUUGACAUGGCAACACAUAGAAGCUGAAAUCUGAUUGGAGAAAAAAAACAAAGCUACACGAACAAUUCUGGAAGCAGUGCGGCCCGGAGACAUGCUACCAAAUGAAGAUAAUGCACUGUUGAGAACAAAUA
Dunckerocampus dactyliophorus (ringed pipefish) is the source of this 5227-nucleotide messenger RNA. RefSeq names its product MAGUK p55 subfamily member 4-like. Lineage: Eukaryota; Metazoa; Chordata; Actinopteri; Syngnathiformes; Syngnathidae. The record is from RefSeq and is a predicted model, not a curated record. The transcript is spliced from 19 exons. Bases 1376 to 3211 code for a protein of 611 amino acids. Gene Ontology annotation, molecular function: protein binding. Gene Ontology annotation, cellular component: plasma membrane; adherens junction.